Messenger RNA from Condylura cristata (star-nosed mole), 2983 nucleotides. It is a transcript of the gene EXOC3L4, whose product is annotated as exocyst complex component 3-like 4. The transcript has 16 exons. Gene Ontology annotation, molecular function: SNARE binding. Bases 1 to 2814 code for a protein of 937 amino acids. The record is from RefSeq and is a predicted model, not a curated record. Gene Ontology annotation, cellular component: exocyst. NCBI's taxonomy places the organism in Eukaryota, Metazoa, Chordata, Mammalia, Eulipotyphla, Talpidae. Gene Ontology annotation, biological process: exocytosis; exocyst localization.
AUGGUCCAGGGGGCGGGCCUGGACGCCUCUGCCAGCAAGAGCUGCAGCUUGGAGAGGGGCCGCGGCGAGCUCCGCGAGGCCUUGGGCAGCUGCCGUGCUCCCGAGUGGGGCCAGCCGGCAUCCCGGGAGCAGCCCGCGCGCGCCCAGCUCCGGGAGCGCUCAGUGCGGGGCGCAGGGUGCGGCCUGCGGAAUGGGGAGCAGCCCCUUCCGCGGGUAGGAAAGGCGCACCCCCUGCCCCCCUUCUCUGAGUGUGUAACUGGGAAUCCCGCUCAGCCCCGAGGGAAGAAGGGGGCACGGUCUCGGAAAGCUCAGGUAGAGACUCCCCGCGGCCCAGGUCCCAAGGCGCGGAGCGGGGUUGGGAGGCGCCGGCUUCUGCGUUCACGUGCCCCCACCGUCGGCCGGCGGGUGGAAGACCCCAUCGGCAAUCUGUCUUUUGCUCGUAUUGACUCUGGGGGCGCUCCGAGGGAGUCCAGGGGCUCCGGGCUGCGCCCCCUCUGUGCUCUCCGCAAGGAGACUUCGCGGGAAGGACCCUUUCCUGCCUCCCUGGCCUUCAGGGCACGCUGGGCGCAGAAGCAGCCCUCUGCUCUGGGCGAGGACUCGCUGCUGCCCCCAGCCGUGGCCCGGCCCCUGCCCCUGCGCCGCCAUGGAGCCUCGAUGCCAUCAUCACGGUCAGCGUCCUCCGGGCCAGAGACGCAGAGUCCAGAGGAGCCCAAGGGGACGCGGAGCCAGGGCCCGGCCCACAGCAAGGACGCGCCCAGGCCGGACCGGGAGGACGCGAGGCCCGGCUUCGGCACCUGGCGGAGGGCCUUCUCCAGAGCCGGCUUCCAGGCCCCGGCCCAGAGCCCCGAGGAUGGCGGGAGCCUGCUCCGGCGCAGCUCCCGCUUCCUGCUGCGGUCCAUCAGGGGGCCCCUGACCGGCAAGCCCACGGCCGAGCAGCCCCAGGCCGCCUCUGCGCCAGGGGCGGCCCCGGGCCCCAAGGUGCCCGGCAAGCUCGCUGGCAGAGAGCCCACGCAGACAGGCGCGGGCUCCAGGCCCAAGGGCGCAGAACCCGAGACAGACAAAUCUACGGCUGACCUCAUCACGGAGCGGCAGCUCCUGGCGGCCUUCCGGCGGCUACAGGAGGAGGAGUCGCGGCUAGUGGCCAGGAAAAACUCGGAAACUCUCCAGGACGACCCCACGGGCUUCCUGCGGCAGGCCAUGGACGUGGGGGUGCACUACGACGCGCUGGCCGCCCAGAUCGGCGCCAUUGUGCGCGACACGCUGGGCGCCCGCGGCGUGAGCCGGGCCGAGCUGGAGGAGCUGACCGGGGUGGUGCGCGAGGAGGAACAGGCGCACCCGGCGCCCCCCGCGGACGGCGACUUCCUGCGCGUGCCGCGCCGCUGGCGCCGGCUCUGGGAGGAGGCGGUUCAGCAGAGCGUGCAGGAGCGGGUCCUGCAGGCCAGUUUCCCCGAGAGCCCGGGCUCCGCCGAGGGGGCGUCGGCGCUCUCCCGGCUCCUGGCGGACCUCGGCGCCUUGGUUCGCGCAGACCUGCAGAAGGUGAGGCUCGAGGUGCAGCCCACCUACGCGGCCGCCGGCUUCCCUGCCUGGGAGGUCUACCUGCGCGCCUUUCACGGCGCCGUGGCCCAGCGGCUGCAGGAGCUCGCCAGGCCCGCCCAGGGCUGCGAGAAUCUCUACGUCCUGCUGGACUGGGCCGCCAACGUCUACAGCAGUCCUGACUUCCUGGGUGCCCCAGACCUGGCUUUGCCCGCAGAGCCGCUGCCCCCACUCCUGGCACCUGAGGUGUGGGCCCAGCUGGAGAGCGAAUACACCCGCUUCCUCGAGACCCAGAUCAGGAAAUGCUUCGAGAACAUCCUACAACUGGAGCAGAGCCCAGAGUCCCCUGAGAUGCUGCAGGGCCUCUACCACACACCGCUGUCCCAGGACAUCCACAUGCUCGUGGCAGAGCACGUGAGGGCGUCCAGGGCCAUCUCCCUGGAACUGGAGGCUACCACCCAGGAGAUCUGCGCACGGGAACUGGGCCACUUCCUUCCCAGGUUUGAAAAGGCUUUUCUGGAGCCGAAGGUGAGCGUGCCACAUCUGGGUGCCAACAUCAAUGCGCUGGAGGAGCUCAGGACCAGUCUUCUGGCCAAGUUCCCAGGAACUUUUGAGGGGCUGCAGCAGCCUCUGGUGGCUGCCACCGGCACCUUACAGAAGCAGCUGCUCCAGCACCUGCAGCGGGAUGUGCAGCCGCUCUUCAGCACCGUGUGCACCAAGGACUGGCUGACCCGGGACUCACUCAAGCCCGUCAUGGACAAGGUGGUGGACUUUGCCCACUGUCUCCAGCACGUGGUCCCGCCCUGGGGACAGGAGACCCUGCAGGAGGCUCACCGAUACGUGGUCCGCGAGUACCUGGCCCAGGUGCUGAAGCCGCGUGAGCGCUUCCGGGGUGCCAGCCGGGUGACAGGUUCCCUGAAGAUGGGCCAGGAGGCCGAGGCCAUCCACAGCACCUUCCAGGACCUGGGCUCUGAGGCCGCGUGGCUGGGCUUGGCCAUCCCGUGCGUGGCGGACAUACUGGGUGAGACCCAGAAGGCCGACAUCCAGAAGCACCUGGAGAAACUGAUCAGGAGCUACCCCGACAUCAGGCGGGACCACGUGCUGGCCCUUCUGGCCCUGCGCCGCCUGGGCCGCCGGCGGAACCGCCAGCUCCUGCAGCGCGCCAAGGACCUGCUGAGGGCCGCUGCCAAGGCCAGGGACCCCGGGGCUCUGGAGGGCCACCUGCUCUUCGAGGAGAUCGAGACGCCCAAGUCCAUGGAAGUGCUCAUCACCUGCAUCUAACCUCCGGCCCCACCACAAGCCCUCAGCCCGGGCUCCUGCGGCCCAGCGGGGCUGCUGGCGGGCGGAGGGACAGCUGGGCCAGGCUCGCCAGGCAUCUGGGGCGGGCGCAGAGGGGCCGUCCUGCGCCAUCAGGCUGCCUCCCUGCCCAGCUGCCCAGCGUUGCCUCUAG